UUCCUGUGCGCAGCGUCCGUCUCGGGGUGUGUCGCUGUUGACGGAGCCUCCUGUUCUCUCUCUGUAGUUUAGUGGAACUUGCUCAGCCCGAAUCCUCCCACUACUUCCCUGGCUGCUGUCGCCUCACGUUGGUAGAAGAUGUUUUUUGCCAAAGCACUCUUCAAAGGCGUCAUUGAUGUUGUGAGCAACAUCGACCCAGCCCAGUUUGUGCCUUCUGAGCCUCCUCCUCCACGUAGACCACUUGCAUAUGCAGAGCAGCAUGAGAAUGAUGAGGAGAAACAGUUCCGCAAGGUCUUCCAGCAGCUCGCUGGAGAUGACAUGGAAGUGAGCCCCACUGAGCUCAAGGACAUCCUGAAUAAAAUCAUUGGAAAGCAUGGAGAUCUGAAGACAGAUGGUUUCAGCAUUGAGUCUUGCAGGAGCAUGGUGGCAGUCAUGGAUAGUGACAGCACAGGGAGACUCGGCUUUCAUGAGUUCAAACACCUCUGGAACAACAUAAAGAAAUGGCAGGGAGUGUAUAAGACUUACGACACAGAUGGAUCUGGUGUCAUUGGUGAAGAUGAGCUGCCCGAUGCUUUCCGAGCUGCAGGUUUCCCCCUCAAUGACCAGCUGUUCAAGAUGAUAAUUCGCAGAUACAGCGAUGAAAAUGGCAACAUGGAUUUUGAUAACUACAUUGGCUGCCUUGUGAGGCUGGAUGCAAUGUGCCGUUCCUUCAAAACCCUGGAUAAAGAUAACAAUGGGACUAUCAAAGUCAAUGUCCAGGAGUGGCUUCAGUUGACCAUGUACUCUUGAGUCCAGACGACGUCUCUCCUGCUUGUUAUACGGAACCACUUUAUUUCUCUACACAAUACAAUACUUUAUCAACUAUCCUUACUCCAUACUUCCUGUGAUAAUCAGAAAAUCCCCUGUGCGUGCUUGUUUGGAAUAUUAAUGCAAUGAGUGUUGGGGGACUCUUUGUUCUGUAGUACUUGCCAGAAAAAGGUACAAACCUGCACUUACAAAGGUACCCCUAGCUGAAUACUCAGGACGAGUUUGAAGCCAAUAUAAUUCAAUUAAAAUAUGGUAGUAUGUUGAAUUGGUUUUUGUUCAGCCUUUAGAUUUGCCUCUUCCCACAAGUCAAAAUCAGCCUAAUAACCAACAAAAUUUGAAAAUCUAAUGUGAAAGCAGGAAUCUCUCAUUCUAAUGUAGCUGGGGCUGGUUUUACAAAGAUGGGUUAAGGAACAUUCACAUCCUCUGUCAACGCUGUGUCAGCUGCUGAAAUACAGGAAAAGCUACGACACUCAUCACUUUCAAAAAUCUUCCACAAGGCACACUCGAGGUUACCUCAGGUGAAUGAUUCCUUUUUAGGGUAUGUAGCUGCAAGCUUGGUCGGCCAUGUUUUGUAGAUCAAGUAGCUAUCACCUAUUUUUCUUCAUUGGCUCAUGACUGUGGGUGUAUGUAAACUACAUGAUGGAUAUCUCCGUCUAUCUACUGUUAGCGCCUGUUGGGGCAGGACAGUUUGAAUAUUUGUAGCAUUCAUGCAAAAUUUAUGGAAAUUAUUGGCCUUACAAAAGCUCCACCCCACCUCCACCUGUGGACAAACCAGUUUCCUCACCAAAUGGAACAAGCUAUGACCGUGUGCAGGUCUUUACAGAGAUUGUUGAUUUAAACAUUCGAAGAAUGUGCCCUUUAAGUUUAAAGGCUCUGCUCACCCACAGGUGUUUUCAGGUAUUUUGCCGGAGGUAGAGUUCUGUAGAAGCUGAAGUUGGGUGACCCUAUUGUGAGAAUUACAUGAGGUCACCAAAUCCCAUGUACUAACAGUUGCUUCAUGUAUAGUUUUACAUGGCUGUGUUGCUUUUGACCAGUCUCUGUGAAAGUCCCUGUGGUCCAUCCACCCUGACUAGAAUAGUUGAGAGACAGCCAUGUAAAAUUAUAUAUAAAUUGUCUGUCUUACUUUUUGUUAAACCUCAUUAUUAAGUCUCUGUGAAACCAGGCCCAAUACUACUGAAUGAGAGAUAGUUCACUAAAACCUUCGAGUCUGCUAAUUUAAAUUAAGUGAAGAAGGUGAUGGGUUAUGGUUUGUUUGCACCACAGCCUGUCACAGGCAGAUCUUGGUUUGAUUAUUUGUACACAUGUUUAUUGUGCAUCAGUUACAUUGGUAUAAUAAAUGCAUAGUGGACAGUGAUACUGAUGCUUUCUACAGCCAGUAGACCAUCUUAACAAAGAAGUUAUAUCUAAAAUCCCAAAUGUUCUUUAAAGUCACCUAAUAUUAGAGGCAGUACGCUAAUAUAUAUUUCAGUUUACCCACAUCUAUAUCUUCUUUCUAAUAAUAAUGAGGGACAAUGUUGUAGUUGGGCAGGCUGAUAUUUAGCUUUUUAAUAUUGAUUCUAGCAGUGCAACUUUGCAAUAGCAUUCUGUUUGUCUUCACUUCCUGAUCACAUUAUCACUUCUCACUGUUUACUGUGCCUGCGCCAGAUAGUGCCAGCACUGUGUGAAUUUAUCAUAUAUAACAGAUGUGUAUGCCACUAAUGCAUGCAGCCAAUUGAAAAGAGGAUUGCAAAAGUUUUUUUUAAACCAAGCCGUGGUCAUUUAACUGUUACUGAAAAUGUUUGGUAAAAUACAUAUAUGUGCCAUAUUUGAAAUAAAUGGUAACUUAAAUGUG
Molecule: messenger RNA, 2638 nt
Organism: Hippoglossus stenolepis (Pacific halibut)
Lineage: Eukaryota; Metazoa; Chordata; Actinopteri; Pleuronectiformes; Pleuronectidae
Gene: capns1a
Product: calpain, small subunit 1 a
Exons: 11
Coding region: 139-789 (216 amino acids)
Molecular function (GO): calcium ion binding
Source: RefSeq, a predicted model, not a curated record